GGUUCCGGGUCGGGCCGCGCCGCAGCCCGCGCUCGGCUCGCAGCCGCAGCGCUCCGCCCCCGCGCUCCGGACCUGGCAGGCGGCGGCCGCGGGGCCGUUCCCGGGGCCACAUGGCUGAGGGGGACGCAGGGAGCGACCAGAGGCAGAAUGAGGAAAUCGAAGCAAUGGCAGCCAUUUAUGGAGAGGAGUGGUGUGUCAUUGAUGACUGUGCCAAAAUAUUUUGUAUUAGAAUUAGCGAUGAUAUAGAUGACCCCAAAUGGACACUUUGCUUGCAGGUGAUGCUACCGGAUGAAUACCCAGGCACAGCUCCACCUAUUUAUCAGUUGAAUGCUCCUUGGCUUAAAGGGCAAGAACGUGCGGAUUUAUCGAAUAGCCUUGAGGAAAUAUAUAUACAGAAUAUUGGUGAAAGUAUUCUUUACCUGUGGGUGGAGAAAAUAAGAGAUGUUCUAAUACAAAAAUCUCAGUUAACAGAACCAGGCCCUGAUGUAAAGAAGAAAACUGAAGAGGAAGAUGUUGAAUGUGAAGAUGAUGUCAUUUUAGCAAGCCAGCCAGAAAAUCCAGUUAAAGCAUUGGAUUUUGAUACCAGUGAGAAUCGAACAGAAAUAGAAGAAUUACCUCCAAUUGAUCACGGCAUUCCUAUUACAGACAGAAGAAGUACUUUUCAGGCACACUUGGCUCCAGUAGUUUGUCCCAAACAGGUGAAAAUGGUUCUUUCCAAAUUGUAUGAGAAUAAGAAAAUAGCUAGUGCCACCCACAACAUCUAUGCUUACAGAAUAUAUUGUGAGGAUAAACAGACCUUCUUGCAGGACUGUGAGGAUGAUGGGGAAACAGCAGCUGGAGGACGUCUUCUUCAUCUUAUGGAGAUUUUGAAUGUGAGGAAUGUCAUGGUGGUGGUAUCACGCUGGUAUGGAGGGAUUCUGCUGGGACCAGAUCGCUUUAAACAUAUCAACAACUGUGCCAGAAACAUACUAGUGGAGAAGAACUACACAAAUUCACCUGAGGAAUCAUCUAAGGCUUUGGGAAAGAACAAAAAAGUAAGAAAAGACAAGAAGAGGAGUGAACACUAAUACAUGAAACUGUAUGAAAGGUUAAUUUGCCUAUAAUUAUAUACAUAUUCCAUAGUCAUCAAGGAAUAUGCAAAGAGAGUAUCCUUGACUGCUCAAGUCAGCCAGUUCAGCGUGGACACCAACAUUAUCUUUUCUUCUUUGGUUAUAUCAUCUGCCAAAAAUAGAGAACUUAUGAUAUAUUCAUGUGUGUUUCAGCUUAUUUGGGAGAACUAAUUUGAAUUUAAUCACCACUUCAUCUAAUUUUAGGAAGGUAACAGUUGCCCAGGGCAGUAUCUGAAUUAACUGUCCAUUUCAGUACAUGUCAAGUGCCUUUGUUAGGUGGGGAAGAAAUGUCUCUAGAGGAAUAUAAAUACCUGGUUUCUUGUCAUCGAGAUUCUUGUACUGUUAAACGAAUAUUGCCUUUUACUGCUCUUUAUGGCUUAUUGAAAUAGGAGCUCAUUUAAGAUUGAUCUUGGAAAGUUUCUUCUUGUGAUUUUAGUUCAUAAGUAUGUCACCUUUCAUUUUAUAGUGUUCAUCAUUGAGUAAUGGAUUAAGUGAAAAUCCAGGAGUAUCCAUCUGCAGUUAUGUGCUAAGGUGAUAAUGCAUCUAACAUAUUUGUUAGUGUAAGUGUUAUGCUUCAAUUUCUGUCAUAAAUUGGUGAUUGUGAAAUUUCAAAAAGUGAUUUUCUAGUCUCUGCCUUUUUUGUUUAAUUCUUGUAGUGUAAAGCAAUAAAUAUGGAGUGUCAGUAGUCUCCUUUCAUCCCAGAAUUGUGUUUGUGUAAUAUUCUGGUUUCUUUUAACAACCUGGAAUUACCUUUCUUGUGAUCUUUAUUGAGGAAUUAGAACUAUGCUAGAAGCUAUACUGUGGUUAAUGGGACAUUUAUAGAAUGGGAUAGAGGGGGCAGAACGACACUAGGGCAGGAGUAUGUUGUAUAGUUACAUGAAUUUGAUGCACACUUCCCAUCUGUGCUCCAGCCAGCUUUCUCAAUUUCAUGAUUUUGUGGAAAGAAGGAGCAAACUUUUGAUGGGAAAAACAAAGAAAAUCUCUUUUUUCCUCAUUCUUAUCAAAUCUUCCUUUUUAUCAGUGCUUUAUGUUACUUUCAUCUGCAAGUUACCCCUGGGCAAACGUUUAGACAAUAAAUUUACCUUUGAGAUAUAGCGAUAAGUCAUUGACUAUUCCCUUUCAGAUAUGAUUGCGAAUAGUUGUUAAAAGUUGAUUACAGAUUUGCUUGAACUUCCCUUCCUAAGGGGAGGGAAGAGAAACUAGAAGGCAACUUUGGGAUGGCACUAGAGCAUGGAAAGCAUCAGAGAAUUAAACAGACAAAUAUUUUUCCCUUUCUCUGAUACUUUAUCUUUAAAAGAUUUAACAUCCUCACUUGGUAUGAAUCUAGUAAAAUAGCUUUACACGAGGAUGGAUUCUGACAUAUAAAAUAUAAAUUAUAUUUGUUAUAACUGUAUUUAAUAUUGUGAGUUACCAAGAGUCAUCAGAGAAUGACCUCUUAUAUUUGGAACACUAAUCUCAUUUGCAUGAAAAGUAUGUCCUGUGUAUUAAUCAUUAAAAUAAUUAAAGAAGUUAAAGACCAUUGAUCAACAUUAAGGUAAUCUCACAGUUUUGGCAUGUCAAACCUAUGAAAGGAGGCAGGAAACAGUAAGAAACUUAUUUUUGCUUCUUUCUACAGAAUUAUUAACCAUAUUUUACUGACUAAAAAAAAACCUAAUAUUUUUUACCCAAAGUCAGUUAGCUGGUAAGAGGGAAAGAUCCAGAAUUCUCCAAAUCUGAACUCUGAGUUAUUACACACUCCACUGUUAAUGAAAACUCCAAUGAUAGUAUUUUUCCUUCUGUUUAAAAUUUCUCUCAAUUAGAGGAUUUUCCAAUUCUCUAAAUAAUAAUUUUCUAUAACCAGAUCUAUGCUGUGGCAUAUUUUAUAGUAUAUUAGUUAAAAAUAUUCUCCACAUGCCAGUAUAUAAGAGCAAGUAGCAUCUACUUUUUAAAUGGGAAUAGCAGUAGCUGCAUCAAAAGUAUGCUUUGGAGGUAUAUAUCGUGAAACAGAGCCUAUUUGAAGAGAAGUAUAUCAAACUAAUUACGACUAAGACAGAAUGGCAUGAAGAAGAUAAUGUUUGGAGGGCAGGGAAAUUUACUGGAAAAGUUACAUAAUCACCUCUGAUUCCACUGUCCAGAGAUAACCAUUGUUAAUAUUUGGUAUUUACAUCCUUUUAUUAUUUUUUCUUAUACAUGAUUUUGUAUAUAUGGCUAUUUUUCUUUCCAUAAAAAUAGUAUUAAACUGUAUAUACUGUUUUGUAUCCUGCAUAUUUCAUAUAGAAGUAUAUUGUUAACAUUUUCCCAUGUCAAUAAAAAUAUUCUUCUAUGGCU
Molecule: messenger RNA, 3416 nt
Organism: Lemur catta (Ring-tailed lemur)
Lineage: Eukaryota; Metazoa; Chordata; Mammalia; Primates; Lemuridae
Gene: IMPACT
Product: impact RWD domain protein
Exons: 11
Coding region: 111-1067 (318 amino acids)
Biological process (GO): regulation of translational initiation
Cellular component (GO): cytoplasm
Molecular function (GO): protein binding
Source: RefSeq, a predicted model, not a curated record